AAACACAAUUGAGAAUUGGGCAGGCGACUUCUGCAACGGGGGACCGGGCAAGAGAGCGCAGCGCGCGCGCCGCAGCAGACUUGUUCCCAGAAGAAUGUUGAACUAACUGAUGCGCAGCGGGCGCUUGGAUGGGGUCGGAGAAUUCCGGGAGGGGAUAAAAAAACACCACCCUCUAUCGAUUAGCAUAUAGAUCGUUUUCUGUCGGGGUUAGGGAGAGGGGAGGAAACGGUGCCCAGGAAGAGCAACAACAACAACAAGUGGACGCCGCCAGCCGAGCGACUGACUUUGCACGCCGAAAUUGGGAGGUGGUGGUGGGGAAAGGCGAAGGGGCUGCAGCUUGGAGCGCGCAAGCCGGGAGGAGGGAGGGGAAGCGCCCCCAGGCAGCAGCAGCAGCAGCAGCAGCAGCGCAUCUCCUUUGUCAAUCCUUGCGAGAGCAACAGCCUGUCUGGGCGCGAGGAGGGAUUGUUGGGAACGGGUGAUUUACAACAAUUGCUCAGCUCCAAAAGAGAGAAAAGCGGGGAGGUGGGGGAAGGCUGCGCUUGGAAAAGAACAGCGAGCUGUACACGCAACAUCCAUAAUCCGAGACCAUUGCAGACAAGCCCCGGCGCUCACCCCCCACCCCCGCCCCAUUCUUCGUCCCCAAAGCGCCCCCUCCUUUUUUGUCAACUUCUGGGGUUUCUGCACAUCCUCCUCGAUUUGGUCAAGAUCAAAGCUGAAAGGAGUGGCAGCCGGGUUUAUUUAUUUAUUUAUUUUUGCGCCCGGAAUUUUGCAUCGCCCAAAGCCUCCAGGAGUCUUUUUGUUGAUGUUGUUGCCUCGGCUCGCCCAGAAGAGAGGAGAAGGCGAUUCGCCGUCGCCCCUCCGCUUUAUGCGACCCCCACCCCUCCCGUGCCGCGCACCUUCCUCCUUCGGAGCGCGGCACCUGCGAAAACAGGUUGCCCAGAAAAGCCUCCCCGCCCCCGCCGACCAAGAUCUCUUGCUCUCUCUUUCUCGUUUUGCAGAUCCUGAGUGCUGCCUUUUCUCAGCCCGUCGCGGAUAGACAUUUCUACUGCAUGAGAGUAACCAAAGGGUGAUCCACUCCUUCCUCUCCGAUGGGGAACUCAGAGCCAGCUUUUCAGCCUUCUUCUUGUUGUCCUUCUCUGGCCGCAGUCCCUCCUGCUGCUGACUUGGGCGAUGCUUUCUCAAGCUUAAGACGUUGCUGACAGAUUGGCGAAAGCGAGAGUGUGUUCAGACCUCCGCACUGUGUAAACAAAGUGAAGACUGGAAGUUUCUUCAACUUUCUAAACAGCUGUGUUCACCAGCAAUUUCAUUGCUAGGCCAAAGCAUCAUGUGGAGGCAAUUCUGGGGAUGUUGGCUAUUUUGCACUUGAUUGUCCCGAGGAACUCAAGACCAGUGUUUGUUCUCGAAGACUUCUUACUUUGCUUAGGUGCACUCCUCGCUUGAUUCAAAGUGUCCACAGAAAAUCAUGAACUUGGACCUGUGGAUUUUGUGUGACCCACUGAAGAAUACCAUAAGCAGUGGGAUCUCAAGUGUAAAAGGACAUGGUCCAGGAUUAUCUCUUGACGACACCAGAGGACUUUUACAAACAUACCUCCAUAAUUUGUAUCACACCUUCUGGGCAGUAAGAUGUGGAACACUUCUCCUUGAGAAGUAAUGCAGAGUGAAAACCCAGGUUAUGUUAACAAGGAGAGACGAUGCUUCCAAGAUACUGUUUUCCAAACCUCGGUGGUCCCGCUCUUCUCACGCAAAACACCCAGUGAUGACUAUUGAGAAACGGGACAUUUUCUUCCCCUCUUGAGUGUCCUAAACAAAGAAAUCCAACAUGGAGGUUGCAAUGGUAAGUGCAGACAGCUCUGGGUGCAACAGCCACAUGCCCUAUGGAUAUGCAGCCCAAGCAAGAGCCAGAGAAAGAGAGCGACUGGCACAGUCCAGGGCGGCGGCGGCGGCAGCUGUAGCGGCUGCAACGGCUGCCGUAGAAACGGGGGUCUCUGGAGGAGGAGGACCUCAGCACCACUAUCACCAGGAACAGAGUCGUGGGGCCUCCUCUUCCUCCUGUGGUGGGAACACAUCACGUAGCAGCUAUCGUCAGAGCAGGAGGAGGAAGCAAAGGAGGAAAAAAGCCUACUGUCUUGGCAGCAGGGAGUUUGGUGCCUCUUUCCCCUGCUCUGAGUUGCUGCCCCUGAGUGGCUCAGAGGAGAAGAUCCUGAAGGACUUGAGCGAGGAGGACGAAGAGGAAGAAGAGGAGGAAGAUGACGGGGAGGAUGAAGAAGAUGAGGAAAGGAAGUUCUACUGCAGUGAUGGAGAAGGUGAAGAUGAGUAUUCGUUUUCCGAUCAGCUUCCUGAUGACGGUGCUGGGCCCGGCGGCUACACUUCUGUCCGCUACAGUGAGUACGAAUGCUGCGAACGAGUUGUCAUCAAUGUUUCUGGCCUGCGGUUUGAGACUCAGCUGAAGACCUUGGCUCAGUUCCCCGAAACACUGCUGGGUGACCCGGCAAAGCGGGGCAGGUACUUUGACCCUCUCCGGAACGAGUAUUUCUUUGACAGGAACCGCCCCAGCUUUGAUGCAAUUUUAUAUUACUAUCAGUCCGGAGGGCGUCUGAAAAGGCCAGUCAAUGUCCCCUUUGACAUUUUCAGCGAGGAGGUGAAAUUCUACGAACUCGGGGAGGAGGCCAUGCUGAAGUUCAGAGAGGAUGAAGGCUUCGUCAAGGAAGAAGAUGACAAGGUACUGCCUGAAAACGAAUUCAAGAAGCAGGUGUGGCUGCUCUUCGAGUACCCUGAGAGCUCCAGCCCUGCCCGAAUUAUUGCCAUCGUCUCGGUUUUGGUCAUUUUGAUCUCCAUCGUCAUUUUCUGCCUGGAGACACUGCCGGAGUUCAGAGAUGAGAAGGAGCUGAUUUUGACCUACAACGUGGAGAAUGUGAAUGAGACAUUGCAGAUGCCGGGCGGGGGACACACGAUUUUCAACGACCCCUUCUUCAUUGUUGAGACCGUUUGCAUCAUUUGGUUCUCGUUUGAGUUUACAGUGCGCUUCUUUGCUUGCCCCAGCAAAGCAGUCUUCUUCAAGAACAUAAUGAACAUCAUAGACAUUGUCUCCAUUUUGCCUUACUUCAUCACCCUGGGUACAGACUUGGCGCAGCAGCAGGGCAGCAACGGCCAGCAGGCCAUGUCUUUCGCCAUCCUGAGGAUCAUCCGCCUCGUCCGGGUGUUUCGCAUCUUCAAGCUCUCCAGACACUCCAAGGGUUUGCAGAUCCUGGGCCACACUCUCAGGGCCAGCAUGAGGGAACUCGGCCUCCUGAUCUUCUUCCUUUUUAUUGGCGUCAUUUUGUUUUCCAGUGCUGUUUAUUUUGCAGAAGCUGAUGAAUCUCUCACUCAUUUUCACAGCAUCCCAGAUGCCUUUUGGUGGGCUGUUGUGACCAUGACUACAGUUGGUUAUGGGGACAUGAAGCCCGUCACUGUUGGUGGGAAAAUAGUCGGGUCCCUAUGUGCCAUUGCAGGUGUGUUAACCAUUGCUUUACCAGUGCCAGUGAUUGUCUCCAACUUUAACUAUUUUUAUCACAGAGAGACCGAAAAUGAGGAAAAUACCCAGCUGACACAAAACGCAGUCAGCUGUCCGUACCUUCCGACGAUACUCAAGAAAAUCCGAAGUUCAUCAUCUUCGUCCAUGGAGGAGAAAUCAGAGUAUUUGGAGAUGGAGGAAGGGGUUAAAGAGUCUCUUUGUGUGAAGGAGAAAAAGUGUCAGGUCACAGGAAACGGCAGUGAGACAGCAAAACAGAACUGUGUUAAUGCAAAAUCUGUGGAAACGGAUGUUUAACUUUGACUGUUUCCAAACCUAUUUAUGCAUUAAAGUGCACAUUGGUUUUUAAAAAAUAUGAAAUAUGCAAACAGGAGUUUAAACAAGCAUAUAGAAAUAUGCCAUUUACUUGUUAAACAUGAAUUACAAAGCAUUAGGUAACUUGUAUUGCAUAUCAAGUCAAUGAUAUACCUUGUGGAGGGGGUUUUACCUGAAAUAGUUUCAAAGUUUAUAUUUUUACUAGAAUGCAGGUGUUUUGCACAUGAGGGAAACAAUUUUACUUUUAAGGAGGAUGUGUUUAUCCACCUCACUCACUGCCCAGUGGUAAAAGUUAGCAUUUCAAGGUAUUUACUAUGUAAGAUACAAUGAAGUUCAGUAGCCAUGCAUUCAUUUGUUAACGCUUUAAGAACAGCUACCAUGAUUCAGUGGAUUCCAUGAUCUUUGAUUUUAAAAUGCUAAAGAGGGUUGUGGGAAAAAAAAUCAUUCUAUGGAAACUUCAAAUUUGAUCUUAAAAUAUUUAAAGAAUCAUUGUGUGUUUU
Messenger RNA from Podarcis raffonei (Aeolian wall lizard), 4323 nucleotides. It is a transcript of the gene KCNA4, whose product is annotated as potassium voltage-gated channel subfamily A member 4. Gene Ontology annotation, biological process: potassium ion transmembrane transport; protein homooligomerization. Lineage: Eukaryota; Metazoa; Chordata; Lepidosauria; Squamata; Lacertidae. The coding region runs from base 1820 to 3805 and encodes 661 amino acids. Gene Ontology annotation, cellular component: voltage-gated potassium channel complex; membrane. The transcript is spliced from 2 exons. Gene Ontology annotation, molecular function: potassium ion binding; delayed rectifier potassium channel activity; protein binding. The record is from RefSeq and is a predicted model, not a curated record.